Diatraea saccharalis (sugarcane borer) is the source of this 2283-nucleotide messenger RNA. Lineage: Eukaryota; Metazoa; Arthropoda; Insecta; Lepidoptera; Crambidae. The record is from the annotation of a GenBank genome assembly.
AUGAGUGGAACUCCUGAGCGGGCUUCUAGGCCCAGACAACAUAAUUUGUCACCAAAGCAGGCUUCUAGGCUGGGUGAACAGGAAAGAGUUACUCAGGGGGCUUCUAGACCCCGAGAAACGCAUAGAGAGGCUCCCAGGCCAAGAAAGCGUCGUCUUUCGUCUACGAAUUCGUCGGUCAGUGAUGACAGUUCGAGCACCAGUCUGUCUACGUCCUCGUCGUCAACAUCCAGCGGCAGUUCAUCAUCUAGGCCACGGCGUCAUCAUAAAGAACGUAAUCGGCGGCGAAAACAAAGUAAAAGUGACCGAAAUUUUGAAUCAUUGGCGAAUCAACGCGGUUUAGUCAAAUCAAACAACAGUUACUAUAUGAUUCAUCCACUGCCAGAAAGAUUUCAUCAAAAUGAUUCCAAAGUACAUGUCAUAGUUAAACAUACAUUAACUGAUCCAAUUACUAACAACAAUGAAGAAACUGAAGGUGUUUGCAUAGAAAGAGAAAAACUUGACACUUCAGAGAUCCCGCAAAAUGUUAAAACCUGGACGAAACACAGAAGAAAAAGGGAGAUUUCAACUGGAGAAAAACCCACUCAGAAUAGUUUAGAAGAUUUCAAAUUAAGUUUAAAACAUAGAAAUAAGACAAUUAGUUCAUUUUUGCAAAAACUAGUUACCGAUACUAAAAGACAAAAAAGAGCUAUACUACCCGCUAUUUUCGUUGAGACAGCAGUAUUUGUAGAUAGAGAUCUUUAUAAACAUAUGAUAGUGAAUUUUCCUAAAGAUACAGAGCGGGAAUUAGUUAGAUUUGUUUUAGCUAUGAUAAAUGCUGUACAGCUAAUAUAUCACGACCCAUCACUAGGAAGACCGGUGAAUUUUAUUUUGAAAAGAUUAGAAAUAUUACACGAAGAUCCUGUCAACUUGAAGAGGCCGCACGAUAUAGAUAGAUUUUUGAGUAAUUUCUGCACAUGGCAAAGGUUAGAAAAUCCACCUGGUGAUAACGAUCCAUUGCAUUGGGAUCAUGCAUUAAUUUUAACUGGAUUAGAUUUAUAUGUCGUAAACAAAAAUGGAAAAGUCAGCAGUCAAGUUGUAGGAUUAGCACCAGUAGCGGGAAUGUGUACAGUGACCAGUAGUUGCACUGUUAACGAAGGUAGACACUUUGAAAGUGUCUAUGUGGUGGCUCAUGAAAUUGGACACAAUUUGGGCAUGCGUCAUGAUGGACCUCAAGCUGACAACGGUUGCGAUCCCAGCGCCUACAUAAUGAGCCCAACUUUAGGCAGUGGUAAAAUCACAUGGUCGCAAUGCAGCAAGAACUAUCUACAAAAAUUUCUUGAUACAGUCCAGUCCCGAUGCUUACUCGAUCAUGGUAACUCAGCUGGCCAAUUAGACCAUAGCGCUGAAGGUAUAUUACCUGGAGAAAGAUUUGAUGCCGAUCAACAAUGUAUGUUAAAAUAUGGUCGCGGCAGUCGUCACUCCAACGCCCAGAACUUAGAAGAUAUUUGCAGGGACCUUCAUUGUCACAGAGAGCGAUAUACGUGGACUUCACAUCCAGCUCUCGAAGGAACCAAAUGUGGAGAAGAUAUGUAUUGCCGCGGAGGUGAGUGUGUGGAACGUGAGGGGUCGACAGUAGUACGGGGCUCAUGGGGCCGCUGGUCGGGGUGGUCGGAGUGCGCGUCGGCUUGUUUGUUGGACGACACGCACGCGCCCGCUGCAGCCGGCGUUGCGGUUGCCAGCAGGCGGUGCAGCAGACCCAGGCGAGUUGCCCAUUGUUGACAUGAUAACGGCAACAACUAUUGUUCCGGACACGACAAGAAAUAUCAAUCCUGCCAUGCACAUCAGUGCAACAACGUACCUCGGAUGACUGUGAGAGAAUUCGCUGAUCAGAUAUGUCACAGAGCACGCGACGUGGAUCCCGACCUGAUUGGAACUGAUGUAAGCAGCGCAUGCGCAGUAUGGUGUGACACGAGGGGUGGUGGCUAUAAAUCGCGCGGUUGGACUUUACCAGAUGGAACAGCAUGUUCUAGAAUGUCCCCAAUGUUCUGCAUAUCAGGAGUAUGUCAGAAAUUCACGUGCAACGGUAACGUCGACAACGAGUUUUCACUGCGACCGGGCGACUGCGAGUGGGAGGCGCUCCAACUGCAGACCGCCACACCUCACACUACAACUGGCAGGCGACCAGCGGAUGUCACUACCACUGCAUCAGUCCCGGCGUCGGCGUCAGGCUCGUGCGCGCCUCCACCACCCGCCAGUCCUCCAUACAGCUGUGCCGCCCUGACCCUCCUCGCCCUCACCUGGUAA